Dioszegia hungarica is the source of this 4515-nucleotide messenger RNA. RefSeq lists its product as uncharacterized. The record is from RefSeq and is a predicted model, not a curated record. The transcript has 22 exons. Bases 1 to 4515 code for a protein of 1504 amino acids. Lineage: Eukaryota; Fungi; Basidiomycota; Tremellomycetes; Tremellales; Bulleribasidiaceae.
AUGUCCCGCACGAGGCAGCCAAUCCCACCCGCCGGGUACAAGGUUAGCUGGUCAGACUGUAAGAUCAAUGUCCUCCUCGACAUUAUCGCCCAGAAUCCGGAGUGGACGCAGCUCUGCCUCGGUGAAAGAGUCGCGAAGAGCGAGGGAAAGAAGCUGCACGCCGCCCUGCUCGCCAUCAGUGUUGAGCUAUUCGAUAGCAGUGAUCCUCUCUGGUUCGACGAUAUGCAAGCAAGGGGCUUGAUCAGGCUUGACAAAUUGAGCAAGGUGUGGAAGGCGACAACGCUGUUGAGCGAUACGAACGUAUUUCAGGUCUACCGUAAAGUCCGCCGUCUGAGAGAUUCCUUCAAGAAAACUGGCGAAUUAGGGAUCAAGGAGGAGUGGCAGAGCUGGGCGGAUGUCAAGGCAGCCAAGGAACCCUUGUACUCCCGAAUGCAGAGCGACUGCCCCUUCUACUUCGCCCUCCGCCCUUUGUGCGAUCUGGCGGCUUCGUCAGCCGACACCUCUCGCUUCGCCUCACCGUCCCCAUCCCACAGCGAUAUCAGCGACGCGGAGUCCUCGCCGUCUUCGAAUCAGCCCCUCACACCUAUCAAUGCGACUAUGACCCCUGCUUUCAACACUGAGCAGGAUCAGGCGCAAAAGAAACGGCACGUCGAGCCCGGAUCCGCACACCAUUCCAAGCGACCCCGGAUGUCGGAGGGGACCGGUAAUCCUAAUGAGCGACGAGCCCCUCCAGACUCAGCCCAGAGUUCUGGUGUUCCCAGCAGCAGGGAAGUCAUCGAUCUGACCCGCUCUCCAUCUCCGUCGCUGCAGCAACCGGGGCUCACUCAUGCUAUGCGCGAGUCGUAUCAAGGCGACGCUCUUCGACCGCCCGUACGGGCUGUCCCAUCAGCAGGCUACCUGGACGAAAUCGACUGGAUCGAUCCCCGCUACACUCACGUUUUCCUCAAAUCCCUCUUCAAUCACCCCCACCGUCAAUCCAUCUUCGUCCCCGACCUCAAUUGCCCGCAGGCCGGGCAAUCCCCAGGCGACCUUCUCAAGGCCCACAGGGGCCUCUACAUACACCUCAAGUCUCAGGAGGUAGGACAGCGAUGGUUGCUCGAAGCACAGCAAUGGGGCUGGGUGGCUCCGAGCCCGGAGGCGGCUCAGAAAGGGGUAAAGAGAUGGACUGCGACCGCGAGCUGGCCCUCGUUCAAGCAGGAGGUCUAUGGAUUUGAGGUUAGGCUGAACAUCUUGCGUGACUCAUGGAAUGAUGGGACGUUUGGCGGGGCACUCGAGCUGUGUCUUGGGGGUUGCAGUGUCCCCGACCAAACUUGGGGUGGGAUGAUGUUGCACCUCUUCGGACCGCCGGGACAAGCCAAGACGAUGCCCACCGCUGAGCCCUCAGUACCCUCGGCACCCAUGGCCAAGCAAGCUGCUCCUCAGUCAAUCAGCAAUCCGCGCAGUCUUCCGCUUCAGGCACAGGCUCUCGGUGCCCGUAGCCCGGUCAUCGAGCUCAAUUCUCAGGCGUCGGCAAUUGCUCCCUUGUCCACGAGUCGACCCCUGCAGCCAUUUGACCAAGGCUUGAUGAGAUCUGACUAUGAUCCUACGAUCCCGCGCCAACAAGCUCGACACCAUGAAUGGAUCCGUCUCGCAGACGACCCUAAUAUGGGUGCGGUAGCCCUUCCAUCGAGGUGGCUCAAGCUGUACGACGCAACAUCCGAUCGGGCGGGGAAGAACGAGAUCUUCGAGAUGGGUCGGGCGGAGAUUGUCAUUGAAGCGAUUUUAGGCCUGCAGGCUGUCAAGGGACUUAGGAAGAAACACACCCUCCAUCAGAUCGGGUUCGACCUCGAGACACUCCCUUCUCGCCACCUCACUCAGAAGUUCGGGGAGAUGGUCAUCUCUACCGGAGGAGACGUUCAGACCGUCAAUGCGGUCCGGAAACUCGGCGGUACGAGUGUUCGCUUCGAAAUCCACCUGUUCCCCGAGUUUGACGCGGUGCGGGAGAGAGCUUACCUUGCGGGCCGGUUGUACAAAGUCGGUCUCAUGGAGUAUUUGAGGUAUUUGGAUCGCCCUAUCGAUGGACCAUCACCGCCUCAUUCCUCAGCGGAAGCAACCAUGGCAGACGGCCCUAUAUCUUUCGGUUCACAGGAAGCAUCGCAAGGUCCAGCGUGGUCUGAGGAUCUCGCUUCAACCACCUACGAUGCUGUUCUCGGUGCGGUGAGGCUUCAGGCAAGCCGCCGACCUGCCGCGGCGCGAUGGCAUGCGAAAGGACUUGGGCGCCUGUGUGUGCGGUGUGCUCUUACUCAUCAUCAUUGUCAUAGUAUAUCUAUGCGGGCUAUGUUCAACGCCCGACAGUCCCGAACGGGCAAAGCCGAGCCCCUUAUUCCUUAUGCCGGGGUAAAGAUUCACUGGCCGGAAAGGAAGGUUCGAGCUCUUCUCGACAUCAUCAAGCAGAAUCCUACAUACCCCGAGCUUUGCUUUACCGAGCGAAGCGGACCUGGCAGACUGCCUACUGCUCGUCGGGAAGAGCGGCGUGAUGCUCUUCUCGCCAUCAGUGUUGAGCUGUUCGAUACAUAUGACCCAAAAUAUCUAGACGAUAUGAAGGCGAGGGGGUUGAUCAAGCUCGACAAAUCGGGGCGGUGGAGAUCGACAGCGCUUCUAGACGCUGCACCCGACCAGCUGCCUCUCUUUGCGGUCUACUUAAAGUCACGAGUGUUGAAGCGGUCCUUCGAAAAAUGUCGAGAACUUGGAAUACAGAAUGAGUGGAAAAGCUGGGAGGAUGUCAAGGCUGCAAAGCAUCAUUUGUGCAAUCGGAUGAAGGCGGACUGCCCUCACUACUUCCUGCUUCUACCCCUGUGCGGGCCCGUACUGUCUCGGAGCCGAACCCACCGAUUCACCUCCUCCUCUUCCUCCCCCAGCGAUUGCGAGUCUGAAAGCCUCUCCCCACCUCCGUCGCCACCGGCCGCAUUGGCAUCGGUGACCCAUCGGAUCCAAGCGGGACCAAAGCGGUCGUUGGGGUCUCGCCCAGAUCUUGAGCGCGCGGAUGCCGGCUCCAGCAAGCGUCGCGCAACCUCUUUUGGGGGACGAGAGGUCAACGGUCACACCCGCUCGCGCACCUUCUUCGCUCAUGGCCACGACAUCAUCGACCUUACCCAGUCGCCCUCUCCGCUCGUAGAGCUACCCGAUGUGGCUUUGACUUUUGAGCAUCCGCCCUUGCCCCAAGUCUUGCCGUGCGCAUCCAGCGCGUCGCUCACUGUACCUCGCGGGCCGAUCCAUAUCCCUCCGUCGUCGACUUCGCAACCGAGCAACUCGCUGGGUCUACCCCAGCCAGUCAGCCCAGCUGUGGAAUUCAUCCAGACAAUCGACUGGUCCGACCCACGCUAUACCGUCGCUCUUUUCACGAAGCUGUACCUUCACGCUCGAUCCCGAUGUCUCCUUCUCCCUGACCUUCACCCCAGCCCGCCUAGCGAUACCAGCCGCGAAUCCUCCAAGGUGAUCAGGGACAUUUACGUGCAUCUCAUAGCUCAGCAGGAGGGGCAGAGCUGGCUCAAGUGCGCGAGGGGAUGGGGAUGGGCAGGUCCUCAUCCCAAGGGGAAGGAAGCUGUUGGUGUGUUGAAGUGGAAGGCGAGUACGAAGUGGCCAUUUGCGGGACACGGUGAUUAUGGGUUCGGAGCAAGACUUGACGGUCUUCGUGCGUCAUGGAAGGCAGGAGACUUUGCUGGAAAAUUGGAAACGUUCCUCGGCUUGUGCGAGGUUCCGGAUCAGUCAUGGUCCGGGAUACUGUCGUUCUUGUUCGGCCCGCCCGGUGAUCCGUCAAAGACCCUCUCGUCGACGCCCGCUUACACCGUCCGGCACACGCAGCCAGCGCUCUCCACGCGCAAGCCGUCAGAAUCCCGGAUGUCUGAGGAUGUCUCUGGCGUCUGGGUCGAGCGCACUACUGCCCGGCCCUUCGACUGUCGACCAUCCUCACGUGAUCUAUCCCCUCAAGCUCCGGUCGGUCAACGUGGUGAGGCGUUAGCAACAGACCGCGUGCCCUCGGUGAUUCGCGAUCGAAAGCGGCUCGGCGAAAUGAUCCGGUUGGCGACCGACCCGGAACUCCGUUCUUCCGAUCUUCCUGCAAUCUGGCGGAGGCGUUACAAGGAGGCAGUCGACUCUGCAGAAAGGCAGGAGAUCUUCGUGAUGGGCAAGGCAGACAUCUACAUCCAGGGGAUUAUAGGCUCUCAUAGAGUGAAGGAGCGGUACGAGCGAAAGCGACCUUGGUCCACUUUCCACGAGGUAGCGUUUGAUAUCGAUACCAUCCCAUCCGGGCGUCUGCGGGAGAAGCUCAGAGAUCUGGUCAAGGCCACUGGGGGGCAUGUUAUCAGCAUCGACAGCAUCCGACUUAAGAGCGGACGCGGCGACACUGAGCGCUACGAGGUCCACCUAUUCGCCGAGCCACGUCUACCUCGGGGGAAGUGCUAUCGGCCAGGUGUGACGCGGAGGUUUGGAAUCAUUCAGUAUCUCGACCUAGUCGCUGCAUCUUGUACCAUCCGUUAG